AUGAAAGACGACUUUGCUGAUGAAGAGGAGGUGCAGUCCUUUGGAUAUAAGAGGUUUGGUAUUCAAGAGGGGGCCGAGUGCACCAAAUGUAAAAAUGACUGGGCCUUACGUGCUGCCAUCGGCCUGCUCUACGUGCUCUGUGCCUUGCUCACCAUUGCCGUGGCUGUGCUCGGAUUCAAAGUGGUUCAGAAAAUGGAUAAUGUGACGGAAGGUAUGCAAAACUACGGAGGCAAGAUCAUCGAAGUCGAGACUGAUCUAAAGAAAUUUGGAAAUCGUUCAGGUCAGAAGUCUGUGAACGCCACCAGUGAAAUCCGCACGUUUAAAUCGGACCUGGAGACGUUGAGGAGGCAGCUGGAUGAGAUCGCACUCAAAGCCACAAAGAACCGGGACGUCCUGGAUGAGCUGCGCCUCACGGGGGGCGACAUGCAGAGCAGCCACGCGUCUCUACGGGACAUCCUGGACUCCAACGCCGCCUCUCUGCACUCCGUUAACCAGAGCCUGACCUCCUACAGCAGCAUGUUGGACAAUCUGCAGACAGACACAGCGUAUCUGCAGUCAGAGAUACAGACGCAGGUGAAAGCGCAGGGAGAGAGCCAGGUCACCAUCAGUGCUCUAAACAUCAGCCAGACCCAGCAGAGGAACCUGAUGACCAGUCUGCAGAGGACUGUGGAGGACGCGGGUCAAGCAGUGCAGAGGCUCAAGAACGACUAUCAGGGGCUGCAGCAGACUGCGCGCCAGGCUCGCUCGGACACAGAGUGGCUGAAGGAGAAGGUUCAGAACCUGCAGGUUUUGGCCGCGAACAACUCUGCUCUGACACGCUCAAACGGGGAGGCGCUGGAGGACCUGGGGGCACAGCUCAACACUUUGGCCAGUCAGAUCCAGAACGCCUCAGCCCUCACCGAGGUCCACGACCGGAGCCUCAGAGAUUUGAUGGACCACCAGCGGGACCACGACAACAGCACCUCAGCCCGCUUCGACGAGGUGGAGACACGCUUAGACCGGCAUGAGAGCGACAUGGACCGAGUGACGGGGAAUGUGAGCUUCUCCUCUCAGCUGCUGGGCGCUAUCAGCUCCGACCUGAACGGGAUGAGGGCAUGUGCGGAGACCGUGAUGAAGCAUACGGACCUGAUUGCGGCUCUCAACAGCAGCGUGACUGAGGCGAGCACUGACAGCAGAGACCUAAAGGCCCAACAGGAGGAACUGAUGGCACGUAUGGACAAAGAGGUGACCAGUCUGUCCACCAUCAUGGAGGAGAUGAAGCUGGUGGACAGCAAACACUCUCAGCUCAUCACCAACUUCACCAUCCUGCAAGGGCCUCCGGGGCCGAGAGGGGCUAAAGGAGACAGGGGAGCACAGGGUCCUGUCGGUCAGACUGGACCCAAGGGCGACAAAGGAGACAAAGGUCCUUUGGGGCUUGUGGGACCUAAAGGGGAAAGAGGAGCGCCUGGUCCAACAGGUGGUGUGGGGCCUAAAGGUUCUGCUGGAUUUCCAGGCCUUACAGGGGUGAAAGGGUCCAGAGGAGCUGGGGGCCGACCUGGAGCAUCAGGAGAGAAAGGCGACCCUGGGCCUCAGGGGCAGCCAGGCCGGGACGGCCUCACUGGACUACAGGGUCCUCCAGGAGAGCCAGGGGUCCGAGGAGCCCCAGGGCCAGCGGGUCAGGAUGGUCCACGUGGUCCUGUGGGCCCUAUUGGUCCUCCUGGUCCCCCGGGUUUACCAGGACUCCCAGCUCCGCCCCCUCUCAUCCCACAGCCUCGGCCCACACAGCUCCCCAAACCCCCAAAACCCCCCAAACCUGCAUCCACAGUGAUGCCUGAAAGUACAGUGGACCGGCAGAUUCAGCCGACUGAGCCACCUGCUCCAGUUCCCGGCUGCCCCCUAAACUUUAAAAAGUGGAGAGGAAGCUGUUACUAUGUUUCCACCGCUGCUCAAAGACUCAGCUUUGAUGAGGCCACCGCGUUCUGCAGCAACAUUUCAACACAUUUGCUGAUAAUCAAUGACAUUGAUGAGCAGCAAUACAUUCAAAAAUCUAUAACAGGGAAGACGUACUUUUGGCUGGGCCUCACGGACAUCGAGAAGGAGAAUGAGUGGAAAUGGGUGGAUGGGACUGUCCCUGAGUUCACGAACUGGAAGCCUGGGCAGCCUGAUAACUGGACCCACGGACACGAGAAAGGAGAGGACUGUGCUGGACUCAUUCACCAGGCCAAGUGGAACGACUUCUACUGCACAGACCGCAUCGGCUUCAUCUGUGAACGCACCGCUGACGAUGUUCCAGUUUUAGUCAUUCAGUGGUGA
Molecule: messenger RNA, 2292 nt
Organism: Knipowitschia caucasica
Lineage: Eukaryota; Metazoa; Chordata; Actinopteri; Gobiiformes; Gobiidae
Source: the annotation of a GenBank genome assembly